GCGGGGGGCGGGGGGGCGGCCAAACUUCCUGUCCCGCGCUCGGGCUGCUUCCGGCGGGAGCCGGAAGGCGCUGUGUGUGGACGGAAUUCGGGACCGACUGACGGACGGAGGGACGCCUGCCCGGGACGGGAAGGCUAAAUUGGUUACCCACCCAGCACAGCAUCUUACAGGAAAACCAUAGCAUUUCCCAGAGAACUAUGAGCAUAACAGGAAGGUGUCAUUGACUCUGAAUUAAAUUUCUAACCUGUCCCCUGAACAGCUACAGGAUUUGGAAGCUGAAUCAAUGUUAUCAGAUGAGUUAGAAUCCAAACCAGAGCUCCUGGUACAGUUUGUUCAGAAUACAUCCAUCCCAUUGGGACAAGGGCUAGUAGAAUCAGAAGCUAAAGACAUUACUUGCUUGUCCCUCCUUCCAGUGACUGAGGCCUCAGAAUGCAGUCGGCUAAUGUUACCAGAUGAUACUCCAAAUCAUACUAACUCCUCAAAGGAGGUGCCUUCCUCAGCUGUACUGAGAAGCCUUCAGGUGAAUGUGGGCCCAGACGGAGAGGAGACAAGGGCUCAGACUGUACAGAAGUCCCCGGAGUUUUUGUCCACUCCAGAGUCUCCUAGCUUGUUGCAAGAUCUCCAGCCGAGUGAUAGCACAUCUUUUAUUCUUCUGAACCUAACAAGAACAGGUCUGGGCUCUUCAGCUGAGCACUUAGUGUUUGUGCAAGAUGAGGCAGAGGAUUCAGGGAAUGAUUUCCUCUCCAGUGAGAGCACGGACAGUAGCAUUCCAUGGUUCCUCCGGGUUCAGGAGUUGGCCCAUGACAGUUUGAUUGCUGCUACUCGUGCACAACUGGCCAAGAGUGCGAAAACCAGCAGCAAUGGAGAAAAUGUCCACCUUGGUUCUGGUGAUGGGCAACCCAAAGAUUCUGGGCCCCUUCCUCAAGUGGAAAAGAAGCUCAAGUGUACAGUUGAAGGCUGUGACCGGACAUUUGUGUGGCCAGCUCACUUCAAAUACCACCUUAAAACUCAUCGAAAUGAUCGCUCCUUCAUCUGCCCUGCAGAAGGUUGUGGGAAAAGCUUCUAUGUGCUGCAGAGGCUGAAGGUGCACAUGAGGACCCACAAUGGGGAGAAGCCCUUUAUGUGCCCCGAGUCUAGCUGUGGUAAGCAGUUCACUACAGCUGGAAACCUGAAGAACCACCUGCGCAUCCACACAGGAGAGAAGCCUUUCCUUUGUGAAGCUCAAGGAUGCGGCCGUUCCUUUGCUGAGUAUUCUAGCCUCCGAAAACAUUUGGUGGUUCACUCAGGGGAGAAGCCUCAUCAGUGUCAAGUCUGUGGGAAGACCUUCUCUCAGAGUGGGAGCAGGAAUGUGCACAUGAGAAAGCAUCACUUGCAGAUGGGAGCAGCUGGGAGUCAAGAGCAGGAACAAACCGCUGAGCCACUAAUGGGCAGUAGCUUGCUUGAAGAGGCUUCAGUAACCAGUAAAAACCUGGUGUCUAUGAAUACCCAGCCCAGCCUUGGUGGAGAGUCCUUGAAUCUACCAAAUACCAAUUCUAUCCUAGGAGUUGAUGAUGAGGUGCUUGCUGAAGGAUCCCCACGUCCCCUGUCUUCAGUGCCUGAUGUGACACAUCACUUGGUGACCAUGCAGUCAGGGAGGCAGUCAUAUGAGGUUUCUGUCUUAACUGCUGUAAAUCCACAGGAGUUAUUAAACCAAGGAGAUUUAACUGAAAGACGGACAUGAGCAUGGGUGCUGAGUCCUGGAAGAGCCGCUCUAUCUGAUCUCAGAGCGCAUAUAGUGGGAACAGGAUGCUUAUGGCUCACCAUCUGCCAGAACCAAAAUGAAUCUGUGGACAGAACCCCGCUUCUGCCUCUGUUCAUCUUUCCUGGCAUAGAAGAUGAAUGUAGGAGAGCUUCUCUUCAAACUACCAUCUAAUCCAGACAAGAAAGAAAGCAGUGAAUGUGGGCUGGGUAACUAUACCUACCUCUCUUCCCACUGCAAAAUUCUGGGAUGGACUUCUCCCAAAAGUGAAUAUGAUUAUGUGUUGGCUGAAGUUUCUCAGUAUGACUGUUGAGAGGAGGUUUUCCUUUGAAGAGUUUUCAUCCCAGAUCCAGCUGUCUUUUCACAUGGAUGAACUAAGUCCUGCCACCAACCAUAAAACUUCACCAAGAAGUUGAGCUUUCAAGAUGCCUUGUUGCUUUGGAGAAGGGAGUGAUGCCAAUUCUGUUGUGACAUUCUCCCUUUAGCAACCUGAGUAAGAGACUCUGCCACUGGGCUGCAAAAAAAUAAAUUACUUGAAUCCCUA
Messenger RNA from Equus quagga, 2282 nucleotides. RefSeq names its product zinc finger protein 410 (gene ZNF410). Lineage: Eukaryota; Metazoa; Chordata; Mammalia; Perissodactyla; Equidae. Gene Ontology annotation, cellular component: PcG protein complex; transcription regulator complex. The coding region runs from base 284 to 1720 and encodes 478 amino acids. The transcript is spliced from 12 exons. Gene Ontology annotation, biological process: regulation of transcription by RNA polymerase II. Gene Ontology annotation, molecular function: DNA-binding transcription factor activity, RNA polymerase II-specific; RNA polymerase II cis-regulatory region sequence-specific DNA binding. The record is from RefSeq and is a predicted model, not a curated record.